AUGGCGAAAAACAAAGAUUUAGAUUUACGAUUGACAACAACCAUCAAAAUUCUUGCAUACGUCACUUGUGUCAAGUUACUUAGAAACAAGUCUUCAGCUAUGCUAAAGCUAUACAUUUUAUGUUCUUUCGCGAGACUCAGCGACGAAGUCUUUAUCGAAAUAGAAUGUUUCGUCGCAAUCAAUAAUAAAACUAUUUCUGAAUACACUGAAGAUUUAACUUCGAUAUUGUAUUACGGAGAAAUAGACGAAACGUACAUCGAUAUAUUUGUAAAUCAUUAA
This is a messenger RNA of Adineta ricciae, 279 nucleotides long. The record is from the annotation of a GenBank genome assembly. NCBI's taxonomy places the organism in Eukaryota, Metazoa, Rotifera, Eurotatoria, Adinetida, Adinetidae.